Fusarium falciforme is the source of this 2310-nucleotide messenger RNA. RefSeq names its product HET domain-containing protein. Lineage: Eukaryota; Fungi; Ascomycota; Sordariomycetes; Hypocreales; Nectriaceae. The record is from RefSeq and is a predicted model, not a curated record. Bases 1 to 2310 code for a protein of 769 amino acids. The transcript has a single exon.
AUGACCCUGCACGAUCUUACCAACGACAUCAACACCAAAAACCUCAGAGAUGAAGGGCUCCCGUCCAUGACCAACAAUAUGAGGCUAGGACUUAGAUACAGUUACCAUUUUGUGCUCCAGCCAGCUCAUCUGGCCGCUGCAGCCGCCCUUAUCGCCCUCAUAACCAACCGUCAUUGGAUACGUCGCGCCUUGUCAAGAGCAUCACUCUCAUUACAAAGCGUCCUCUCAAACAGCUUCUUCCAAGCCUCCCAAGCGAUCUUUGGCUUCAGAUACAGCGACAAGAUCGAUGAUCAACACAUCCGCCUCCUCCGCCUCCCAGACGCAGCCACAGACUCCUCACCAGCCUUCACCCUCCACACAUUCUCUCUCAACCAAUGUCCCCCGUAUCUCGCCAUCUCUUACACUUGGGGUCCGCCCGAAGGCGAUCCAUCUUUCUACACGGCUCAUGACCGACAAUGCAUCCUCCUCAAUGGAAAGCCCUUCCCGGUGUUGCCGAACCUCUGUGACGCGCUGUCACAGUUGUGCGCCGCCAGGCCUGGGCAAUAUCUCUGGGUCGACAGCAUCUGUAUUAACCAGGCCAGUCUCUCUGAGCGCUCUUCCCAGGUUCCCAUCAUGGACAGCAUCUACAAUGGGACAGUCGAGACGAUGAUAUGGCUAGGUCCUGCUUCAGACAAGACGCCUCGGGCUAUGGAGGUAGCCCGACAACUAGCAGCAGGCGCAGAAAGCAAGAUUCUUGAGUUGGCCAGAGACCAGUCGUACGGGGACGUCUUCAUCGUGGAUGAUCCAGAGGUGCUCAAAAGAAACGGCUUACCACCCCUCACUGCGGUCGACUGGAUCGACCUCGGUGACAUCUACACCAGAGCCUGGUUCGGACGGGUAUGGAUGCUCCAGGAGGUUGCCCUAUCCCGCAAUCCAACAGUUCUAAUCAGUCACUACGAGGCUCCAUGGGAUGUCAUAGCAGACGCCGCUGCCCUCACUGGUAUGUCCCGCGCCACUCUCGGCCUUGUUGCCCUAGGGAACGGCCGUGAGGGCAUUCCCCUUGUUCAAGGCCUCCUCCACGCCAUCAAUCUUCAGAUCGUCCGCCAAUGGAGUCAAGGCGAAGCCAGUCGCUUUCGAGAAGUCCUCCAAAGCGUAAACUUUUCCUUCGGCAUCGAUACAAGUCAUCCCUGGAGGAUUCUACUGCAACUCUUACUGGGAAGCAACGGGUCCAAGGCAACAUUCCGAAGAGAUCGUGUUUAUGCCCUCCUUGGCCUCGUGAACCACAUGGCACGGCUCGAAGGACAACCUCGUCUCAAUCUCAAAGUUGACUACCACUCAACCGACGAUCAAGUCCUCACAAAUCUUGGAUUCGCCUUCUUCCAAGAAACCCAAUCUCUACAUCUCCUCUCCCUCGCCGGUCUCGCUAGCCGUGGCACCAGUUCAAGUUUACCUACCUGGAUUCCUUCUUUCGAGACAGUCCAUGCUCCCAUCCUCAACCCGAACUAUAGUAGCCUCCGUCCAUUUGAUUCCUCAGCUGGCCAAGACGUUGAAUUCACUAUCGAUCAAGACCGCCAUCAUCUCCAUGUCAAAACAAUCAGACCUCAUCUCGGCAGCAUUGAAGAGGUUGGUGAAACAUGGUCCGAGAUGCUCCAUGGUAGCCUCAACAAGUCCAUGCAGAUCCUCCUCCACUGUGGUACAACAUACCUUCCCACUCAGCAACCCAUCGUUGAAGCCUUCUGGCGCACUCUCAUCAUGGACAAUGACUUGGUCCAGCGCCCAGCACCACCAAACCUCGUUGAGGCUUUCAGCGCCUGGAUGACCAUCAUAACCAUUGCCGCCCUAAUCGCUCAUCGCCCUUCCAACCCUACCAGCUUCAAUCAUUUCGAUAGCCUCGAACCGCUGUGGACCCUUGCAAACAGCAGAGAUUCCACAAACAGCCUCCCCAAGACAAAGGAUAUGAUUCCCCUAGCCUUCGAGUUGGGCAUGCCCAAAAACCCCGACGUACCAGUCAUCUCCGAAUCAGAACGCCGGGCCAGGUUCGAGGCCUGGAAUAAAGCCGCUGCUCCUUUCGAGGCCCUACUGCGCUUGACCCUCGUACCCAACAGACGCAUUGCGAGGACCAUGAGAGGCUACCUUUGUCUAGUUCCGACCGAGGCCCAAGUUGGGGACAAGGUCAUGAUUGUCGCUGGGUGUCCCACACCCUUGGUCCUGAGGAGGUUCAACGACAUUGACGACUGCUUCAGCCUAGUCGGUGAUGCCUACGUUCAUGGCGCCAUGUUUGGGGAACAUGUGACAGGAGACUUUUGGUGGACAGACAUUUCACUGGUUUGA